AUGAUGAAAAACAUGUCAACAUCUGCCGGGAUAGCUCCUCAUCUAACUAACCGCUGCGUCCGAUCUACAUCAGUUACAGUGCUCUCAGAUCACAACAUUGAAGCCAAGCAUAUUAAGACUGUCAGUGCUGGACACAAAUCAGACAACUCCAUUGAAUCUUACUGUUCCAGGGCUUCCUUUCAGCAGAAAGGGAACAUGUCCAACAUAUUGGGUGGCUUCAUCUCUGGUGACUCCGCAGAACCACGAGUUCUUGUACUCGAGGGUGCUUCAACAACGAAAGAGCUUACUGGAGCAAGCACUCUUUCUGUGGCUCCAAAGAAUCAACAGUCAGCAGUGCAAAUGCAAAUGCCGCAGUCGUUCAGCUUUCAUUGCUCCUCUGUUUCCAUCGUAAACAAUACAACAACUACGUUUCGAUGA
Messenger RNA from Porites lobata, 417 nucleotides. The record is from the annotation of a GenBank genome assembly. NCBI's taxonomy places the organism in Eukaryota, Metazoa, Cnidaria, Anthozoa, Scleractinia, Poritidae.